Penicillium pulvis is the source of this 1056-nucleotide messenger RNA. RefSeq lists its product as uncharacterized. The transcript is spliced from 3 exons. The record is from RefSeq and is a predicted model, not a curated record. Lineage: Eukaryota; Fungi; Ascomycota; Eurotiomycetes; Eurotiales; Aspergillaceae. The coding region runs from base 1 to 1056 and encodes 351 amino acids.
AUGCGGUUUCUUCGGAUCCUCUUAGGCCUGGCAUUGCCCACUAUCAUCUAUGCAGAUGUUCUCAACACGGAAGUAUUGGACGAUAUCUUGAAUUUUGAAUGUCUUGUGCUUAAAGUCGAGGUAGACUUGCUACAAGACAGUCCUAUAGCGACCGAAUUUUGCGAAUCUUUACUUGCACCUCUAACAACCACGAUCAGUACAACUACCAAAACGCAUUCCAGCUGCGCCUACACGUAUUCAGUGCAUCAGGUUAUGGCCGGUGCUCAGUCGAUGAAUAUGGCAGCUGCUCAAAUCACUGAUGCACCCGACAUUAUACCUACACCACCAGACUUGAUGCCAUAUCCCAUUUCGGCAGUUAGCCAAGCGUGCAAAUGCCUCGGUAUUCCGGCGUCAGACUUUACAACCCGCACCGCUACGACGACGACCACCACGACGACUACGCUCUGCCCAACUCCCACGACCUGUGGAAACGAAGGUGUUCAAUGGGCAUAUUAUCAGGAUAGCAAGAUACCAUUCAACAGUAUCACAUGCAGCGGUGCUUAUACCUGGACUGUGGAAGAGAUUAAGGAUAUGACGCCUUCCUACAACAGCGCGACCACUUAUCUCUUUUUGGAAAGCACCGGCAGCACGGAUAUCUCGAUCUACGGUUCUAGUAAAACAUUUGACACGACCUAUGUUGCUCUUAAUCACCGUGGAUACAUAUAUGCCGCAGUUUCCGGCGACUACACUUUUACUUCGCCCUCGGUAGACGAUAUCAUUUUCUUCUGGGGCGGACCCAAAGCGUUUUCAGGAUGGAGCGAGUCCAACGCCGAUGCUACCGACUAUUAUUGUGGUCCAGAAGCCACGUUCACUGUGCCACUCCUCUCAGGCCAGUACUAUCCAUUCCGUAUUGUGUAUGCCAAUGCGCAGACAAAUUUGUUGGAGAACAUCACUAUCACUGGCCCUGAUGGUACAGUUAUUCUAGGCUCAGCUACAAAAGGCUCACCGUACAUAGUGCAAUAUUCCUGCGAUGGGACUUUAGCACCCCCGUUUCCAGCUUUUGGGCAAGAAUUGUAA